Molecule: messenger RNA, 1364 nt
Organism: Dromiciops gliroides (monito del monte)
Lineage: Eukaryota; Metazoa; Chordata; Mammalia; Microbiotheria; Microbiotheriidae
Gene: STOML2
Product: stomatin like 2
Exons: 10
Coding region: 110-1180 (356 amino acids)
Cellular component (GO): membrane
Source: RefSeq, a predicted model, not a curated record
GGAGGGGGCGUAUAAGACGGUGAACGCAGCCCGGGAAUAGGGAGGUGCCGUUCUGUCCCGUGUCUCGUUGGUUCCGGAGGUCAGGUCGCGGCAGUGGCGGUAGUGGGAGAUGCUAGUGCGCGUGGCGCGGGGGGCCGGGGGCCUUGUGCUCAAGGGUCCCAGAGCCUGGCUGGGCCCCAUUCAACACCGUACAGCCUCAGGCCUACCCAGAAAUACAGUUGUGCUGUUUGUGCCGCAGCAAGAAGCAUGGGUAGUGGAGCGGAUGGGUCGAUUCCACCGUAUUUUGGAACCGGGCUUGAACAUCCUAAUCCCAGUGCUGGAUCGUAUCCGAUAUGUACAGAGUCUCAAGGAGAUUGUCAUCAACGUACCUGAACAGUCAGCUGUAACCCUUGACAAUGUGACGCUACAGAUUGAUGGAGUUCUUUACUUGCGCAUCAUGGACCCUUACAAGGCGAGCUAUGGUGUAGAAGAUCCAGAGUAUGCCGUUACCCAGCUGGCCCAGACAACCAUGAGAAGUGAGCUUGGAAAGCUCUCAUUGGAUAAAGUUUUCCGAGAACGAGAAUCCCUGAAUGCCAGCAUUGUGGAUGCCAUCAAUCAGGCCUCUGAUUAUUGGGGGAUCCGAUGCCUCCGAUAUGAGAUCAAGGACAUCCAUGUACCUCCUCGAGUCAAGGAGUCCAUGCAGAUGCAGGUAGAGGCAGAGCGUCGGAAACGUGCAACGGUGCUUGAGUCAGAAGGAACUCGGGAAUCUGCUAUCAAUGUGGCUGAGGGAAAGAAGCAGGCACAGAUCUUGGCCUCUGAGGCAGAGAAGGCUGAGCAGAUCAACCAGGCAGCUGGAGAGGCUAGUGCAGUGCUGGCCAAAGCAAAGGCCAAGGCUGAGGCUAUCCGGAUCUUGGCAGCAGCUUUGACACAACAAAAUGGAGAUGCAGCAGCCUCCCUAACAGUGGCCGAGCAGUAUGUCAGCGCUUUCUCCAAAUUGGCAAAGGAUUCCAACACCAUCCUGCUACCUUCUAAUCCUGGAGAUGUCACUAGCAUGGUGGCUCAGGCUAUGGGUGUAUAUGGAGCCCUUGCCAAAACCUCUACAACUGAGGUACCAAGUUCAGCAUCCGAUGGAAAAAUCAGGAUUGCCCAGCGUUCGAACACUGGUCUGGAGGAGGAGCUGGAGCGUGUAAAACUGAGUUAGCAGAGCCUGACUUGGCCUGUGGGACCUGGGAAUCCUGGGGGAGGCUUCUGAUCCAAGCCCCCCCGCCCCUCACCCAGCCUCCCCAUGACACUUCUGGACACUUCAGCCAAGAUUUUGUUGUGUUUUUUUUUUUAAUUUGAACUUUAAUCAUGUAAUAAAUAUAUCUAGUGGGACAACAGCAAAA